Sabethes cyaneus is the source of this 4395-nucleotide messenger RNA. RefSeq lists its product as uncharacterized. Bases 1 to 4395 code for a protein of 1464 amino acids. The transcript is spliced from 16 exons. The record is from RefSeq and is a predicted model, not a curated record. NCBI's taxonomy places the organism in Eukaryota, Metazoa, Arthropoda, Insecta, Diptera, Culicidae.
AUGCGUAAAAAGCAAAAACUACUGCCGGGGGUGUCGGACAUCACCGUUGUAAUCCUCUUAGCUAGACUAGUGUUAGUGUUAGGUCAGACCACCUGCAAUAAUGGGCUCGGACGGGUACUGUACGAACGACUGCCCAACCAGCAACUGCAGGGUUUCGACGACGAUGUGGUCCGCGACUCGGCACCACCGUUCCGUGUGCUGGAAAAGUGUCAAGAUCUGUGCCUGCGAGAUCGUACGGCGUCCACUAAUUUGGGCCGCGCUUGUACCAGUUUCGACUUCCAGCCGGGCAAUCGAAUUGCUUCGUUCAGCGGUGGACCCGAGUACGAGGAAUCCACCUGCUAUCUGACGCGGGAGCAGGCCGCUCCCGAGGGGAUCGGCAAUCUGAUGCUGGUGCCGAACAGUGUUCAUUUCACCGAAGUGUGUCUGACCUCUAGUAGACCCGACCGGGAGUGUCCCAGUCGACGGUACGUUUUCGAAAGACACCCACGAAAGAAGCUAAAACUGCCAGUCUCCGAUAUCAAGGAGGUAACAGCUGCCAACCGCUCGGACUGCGAGGACAAAUGUCUCAACGAGUUCUCGUUUGUAUGCCGAUCGGCAAACUACGACUCCACGCUGCGAAGCUGCUCGAUGAGCCGUUUCACGCGACGCACUCAUCCGGAGCUGCUGGAAGAUGAUCCCAAUUCGGAUUAUUUGGAAAAUACCUGCCUUAAUGCGGAACGACGCUGUGAUGGGCUGGUCGUUUACGUUAAGGAAGAGAACAAACGUCUCGGGGGACCCUUCGAAGUGGAGAUCUUUAACAAUAUGACCCUGGAAGAAUGCCAAUCGUUGUGUCUGCGAGCUGAAAAAUAUUUUUGCCGCUCAAUCGAGUUCGACGAUCAGUCGAAACAAUGUAUACUUUCGGAGGAGGAUUCCGUGUCGCAAAAAGAUGAUCUCAGUAUCAGUUCUAGUCCUACUCAUCACUUCUACGAUUUAGUGUGCCUGGACAACCAGCGCGGAACAGACUAUCCGGAUAAUUCCGUAACAUCACACUUGUUCGCAAGCGGCCGUCGACCAGAUACCGCCUUCCAGCGCUAUCGUAACUCUAGGUUAGGUGGAGAGUUCCAUUCGGAAAUUACGGGCAGGUCGUUGAGUGAGUGUCUGGACGAGUGCCUUCGGCAGACCAGCUUCCAGUGCCGGUCGGCCGUCUAUAGCGAUCGCUUUCGAACCUGCCGUCUCAGUCGAUACAACCAGCGGGACGGAAUGCGCAUCAUCUACGAUGCGGAUUACGAUUACUAUGAGAAUCUUAUGCCACAUUUAGUGGGCGGCGACUCGGACACGACCAACGGUAGACCGGAUCCGACGGACUGGAGGCCGCCGUAUGGAGAUCGCGACCGUGAUAGGAUCCCAGAUGAUCGACUUCCUGGACGUUAUCCACCUGGCGACCGUUUUCCACCAGGACAUAGACCAGAUUUUGGAGGUGCCUAUCCGUCAACGGACAGGUAUCCCGGGCCAACUGAUCGCUACCCGAUGGGUCCUGGCACAGACCGCUAUCCACCGGAUUACGACAGUAGAUACCCACCGGUGUAUGAUAACCGGUUUCCGGGAGACCGUUACGGACCAACAGAUCGGUAUCCGGAUCGUGAACCUGAAAUGUACCCUGUCGGUCAUCCUAUGCGCUAUCCUCCUCCUCCGGAUUCUAGAUAUCCCACUGAUCCCAGGCUACCACCCACACCCGAUACCCGCUAUCCUCCGUUCGAUUCACGCUAUCCUCCAGACUCCAGAUAUCCGCCGGAUUCCCGAUAUCCUACGGACUCCCGUUACCCGCCUGAUUCCCGAUAUCCAACCGAUUCUCGCUAUCCAGUAGACUCCCGAUAUCCAUCCCAUCAGAUGCCAACUCCUGAUUCCAGAUACCCACCGCAAGUUCGUCCAGACUCUAGAUACCCAACUGGUCCUCAGCCUUUACCAGACUCACGCUAUCCGGUUGCUCCUCCGGCAACACGCUAUCCACCGCCCCAGUACAUGCCUCACAUGUACCCAGACUAUCAGUCCGGUUAUCCACCUCCUCCUCGAACACCUCCCAACCGUGGCUACACCACCGAUCGAUAUCCCGCUCCGUUGAUGCCUGUCGAAAGCAAUCGCUAUCCGGCCCCUGAAACGCGCUAUCCGAUGGAACCGAUUCCGGCACAGGGUCGUUACCCGACAUCACCAAACGUGUCACCAUUCCACAAGUAUAUGAACCGCCGUCCGGGUUAUGAUCCGUACAUGCCCGCGUAUGGCCCCGAUCGAGGCUACAUAGACGACCGCUACAGUCCAUACUAUCCGCCAUCCGGAGCGGGUCGUAUUCCCCCGCCAAUGCACCUACCUGCUUUCCCCGAUCGUGAUCGUGGCUAUCGCCGUCCAGGAAUGCCCCAAGAUGGUGGAGGGUACCCGUUUGAGGUACCUUACGGUCCAUCCAGUUCCGGCUAUGACAACACACUCGGCGGCGGCGAUGGCUUCGGAGGCUUCGGCCCCCAGCGACCGUACGAAACGCGCUGUGACGGAUCGGAUAGUUUCAAGCAGAUGGCAUCGAAGCGGAAGAUGCGUAAACAGUACAUCCGCCGGGUGAUCAGUGCUCCCUCGUUGAGUAUCUGUCAGCAGGAAUGUGCCGGUGCGAGGGAUUUCAUGUGCCGGAGCUUCAACUACCGGGAUGCCGCGCCGUACGAAACGGACGGCAACUGCGAACUGAGUGAUCGUGAUUCGCGGGAUUUGGACAUUCCAAGCAGUCAGAUGUUUGAGUCCGAUAGUUCGGAUUACUAUGAACGAUCGGCCGGUAGGGCGGGCGGGCAUGAUGAGUGUUUGGAUGUUGCACAGCUUUGCAAUGAAGAUGGUAUGGAGUUUACCUUGAGAACUCCUGAAGGAUUCGUUGGAAGAAUAUAUGCCUAUGGAUUCUAUGAUCGAUGCUUCUUCCGUGGCAAUGGCGGAACUGUGAAUGUUCUGAGGAUAAGUGGACCGCAAGGCUAUCCGGAGUGUGGUACUCAAAGGUACGGAGAUACGAUGACCAACAUCAUUGUGGUUCAGUUCUCGGAUAACGUACAAACGGGUAGAGAUAAACGAUUCAACCUGACGUGUAUGUUCCGUGGACCUGGCGAAGCGGUUGUCACAUCAGGCUACAUCGGAGCCGGUUUUAAUGAAAUCGACAGAUCCGGUAGUCCAAUUCCGAUAGAAUAUCUUCCGGCCGAGAACUCGAUGAGCAACAAGGUGCGUCUGAUGAUCCUCUACCAAGGACGACCAACCACGACGAUCGCCGUUGGCGAUCCCUUAACGUUCCGCUUGGAAUCUCAGGAUGGUUACAGUCACGCAACGGAUAUCUUUGCCACAAAUGUUGUAGCUCGCGAUCCUUACUCCGGAAGAAGUGUUCAGUUGAUCGAUAACUAUGGAUGUCCAGUUGAUAAUCUAGUCUUCCCAGAACUGGGAAGAUCCCGCGAUAACGACGCACUAGAGGCCAGAUUUAAUGCCUUCAAGAUACCGGAAUCGAACUUCCUGGUAUUCGAAGCAACUGUACGGACAUGUCGAGGAGGUUGUCAACCGGCCUAUUGUCCAGGACCCAGCGGUCGCUCGGAACCCUCAUUUGGUCGCCGGAAGCGAUCUGCACCAGACGAUCCCUCGGAAUUCGAUGGCACAGCUGAACCAUUGAUCGGACGCAGCCUAGACGAUGAAGAGGAAGUUUCCAUAGUUAACGGAACAGUUGUGAACGAUAGUUUUGUCAACAAUAGCACCACAACAGAGGAGGUAGACCAUAGUUCCAAUGAUCUAGAUGCAAGUUCUAGCGAUAUGCCGGAACAAGUUCGAGAGAUGAUUGAGUCUCGGACUUUUCAUCCACUGCAGGUAUUCCAGUCCCGUGAGGAGAUGCAGCAGGAUACGGUGGCUAGGAAGUUCGUAGCCCCUCAGGAGACCGUUUGUUUGACCCAUCCGGAAUACUACAGUCUCCUAAGUGCCCUAAUCCUGCUAAUGAUCUUGCUAGUUGGCAUCACGUUUGCGUCGGGUCUAGCCUACCGUCAUUACUGGAGGUCCUUCAUGAAGAAUCGCUCCCUGGACCGCACGUCACCGGUGAACUCGUUCACUCCAUCGGCUCUUCAUAACGUUUCUAGCAGUCAGUUUCAUGCUUCCGGUCGAACCAAUUCUACUUCCUCCCGAGGAGACGGACAUGUUCGUUCAGCCGGACUGUCCCUCUUUGGAAACGGUCUUCAAAAGACAUUCGCUACAGGAAACCUGUCACGGAUGUGUCAAAUUCCGGUGAUGAAUCCAAUCUCCAGAGGCAACAACAAAAGUGAAUUCGAUGACCCCAGCGAACCGAUCUACACGGAUCCUUCGCUCUUCGAGAGAUCCAGAUCACUGCGCAGUAUCGCGGUUGACCAAACCGAUGCCAACAAUGAUUAA